GGAAUAAGCUGAAAUAUGUUCAGUUCUCGUGUAAAUCUUGGCUUGAUUCAGACGAUGAAAAAUUGAAUCCCGAAGUUUGGAAGUUAAAAAAUUGGUAUUCUCAUCGCCGUUGGAACAUUAUUGUGAGGACUAAGAUCGUUUCACGAUAAGAAAGAUGACCUCACUGGCCACAGUGCUAACAACGGUCUGCGCUUUGUUGCUACUCCUGGAAGGCAUAUCUUGUUGUUCAAGAGUUCCACAAGCACCACAUGGACGUAAAGGACGCGGAGAUAACGGUUAUCGAAUAAUAGUUGGCGAUGAACCAUCCGGUUAUGAGCCGGGAAAGAUUUACAAUUUGUUCCUAUUGGGAUCGCGAACACAUGGCAAUAUUCAGCAAUUCACGCAUUUCACGUUAAACGCCCAGACCGCUUCCACGUCGUCACCAGACACAGCUGUUUAUCGUAUGGCAAGUCCGAGAAAAGUGGGACGCUUCCAAUUGUUCAGCGAUGCGUUGAGUAAAUUCAACGAAGAUUGCGUGAAUACUGUGUCCGAAGCAGACGAUUUCCCGAAAACUGAGAUUCAAGUUAUGUGGGUAGCUCCGGCAGCCGGAUCCGGUUGUGUGGCACUACGAGCAAUGGUGUAUGAAGAAUCGAAAAGUUGGUAUUCCGAUGAUGAUCAACUAACGAAGAUUAUUUGCGAGAAUACGGAAAAGCGUACGGCAGAAUGUUGCGCCUGUGACGAAGCGAAAUACAGUUUUGUCUUCGAAGGAAUUUGGUCGAACGAAACACAUCCCCGAGACUAUCCGUUCGCCGUUUGGCUAACCCAUUUUUCGGAUGUGAUUGGUGCUUCACACGACUCAAACUUUUCGUUCUGGGGAGAAAAUCAUAUCGCAACCGAUGGAUUCCGGUCGUUAGCCGAAUGGGGAUCGCCGCGAGCAUUAGAAACGGAACUGAGGGCCAAAGGGCCGAGAUUGAGGACACUCAUCAAAGCAGCUGGAUUGUGGUAUCCGAAUGUGAAUCAGAACACUUCGUCUCAAUUCCGGGUCGAUCGUGAUCACCACAAACUAUCGUUGGUUUCAAUGUUCGGUCCAUCACCGGAUUGGGUGGUUGGCGUCAGUGGUUUGAAUUUAUGUGAAGCGGACUGCACGUGGAAGGACAGCAUUGAUAUCGAUUUGUAUCCAUGGGAUUCGGGCACAGAUAAUGGCAUCACGUACAUGUCACCUAACGCGGAAACUCAGCCGCGAGAGAGAAUGUACAGAAUUACGACAAUGUACCCAGAAGAUCCGAGACAACCAUUCUAUAAUCCGAACAGCGAUAAGAUGACGCCGUUGGCAAAAUUGUAUAUUCGUCGAGAACGAGUCUUUUCCAGAAACUGUGACGAUAGUUUCCUGCAGUCACAAAUAUUGGAUGUGUCCGAGAACACUGAAGAGGGUGAAUCACGACCUCAAUGCUCAACCACUCAAUUCACGCAAUGGACCCCGUGUUCCGUUACCUGCGGCAAAGGAAUCCGAAUGCGUAGCCGUGAGUAUACGAAUCCCACUUUGGCGGCUGAAUCGCAAUGCAAUCGACAAUUGGUCAAUAAGGAAAUGUGCGUAGCCGAUGUGCCGGAGUGCGAAAACAACGUCGACGAACCGGAAGAGAAUCUGGCUAGAAGUCAGGCCAACGUUGACGAUGCUGGUGAAGGUGUCGGUGUUUGCAAGACAACGAAAUGGUCAGAGAUGUCACCAUGUUCGGCUACAUGUGGAAUUGGAAUAUCGAUGAGAACACGAACGUUCAUAGACCAUGCCGGCAGGAAAAAGUGUCCUCAUGUAUCUGUUGUCGAAAAGGAGAAGUGCAUGAAGCCGGAAUGUUCUUUCGAGCAAAUUGAAUUGCCAGAUCCUUUGUGUCCAGUCACGGUCUGGAGUGAAUGGAGUCCUUGCAGCAAAACCUGUGGAAAUGGAAUCCGAAUCAGGACAAGACUUCUGUUAGCCGAUUCGUCGAUGACUGAGACAUGCAACGGACGCUUGGAAUUGAAUCAACAAGAGGUCUGCUCAAAUCGACCGACAUGCUUCUUCGAUCAACAAGAAGCUCUAGAUAUCUGUGCCCAAGUGCAGGAUGUUGGACCUUGCAGAGGAGCCUAUAAUCGUUACUCGUACGACAGAGACAGGUCUGCGUGCGUUCCAUUCGUGUAUGGAGGUUGUCGUGGCAAUCAGAACAAUUUCUUAACCUUACAAGAGUGUCAAGACUUGUGCAUUCGCGGUCAAGAUGCGCCUACGACCCAAUCGCCAGCAGUGCCGGUGAACAGAGGACGAGGACAUAAUUUAGCAGACGUGACUGAUUGUGUAGUCAGUGAAUGGGGUGAAUGGUCACCAUGUUCCGUAUCGUGUGGCAAUGGAACAACUGAAAAGUAUCGCCGUAUCAUUACCGAAGCGAGAAACGGAGGUGUUGCAUGCCCGAAAAAAUUAUCCAAACGUAAACGUUGCUUCCAGCAGUGUUGAUUGUAGUGUCUUUCCCCAAUUUAUAGUAAAAUCAAACUGAACGUUGUACGCGAAGCACAUCCGGUUCAAUAAAAUUGUCGAAUUAAGUCGAAAGGAG
This is a messenger RNA of Bradysia coprophila, 2552 nucleotides long. RefSeq names its product extracellular matrix protein f-spondin (gene fat-spondin). Gene Ontology annotation, molecular function: serine-type endopeptidase inhibitor activity. The record is from RefSeq and is a predicted model, not a curated record. Gene Ontology annotation, biological process: cell adhesion. Lineage: Eukaryota; Metazoa; Arthropoda; Insecta; Diptera; Sciaridae. Gene Ontology annotation, cellular component: extracellular matrix.